Molecule: messenger RNA, 927 nt
Organism: Trichoderma virens Gv29-8
Lineage: Eukaryota; Fungi; Ascomycota; Sordariomycetes; Hypocreales; Hypocreaceae
Exons: 4
Coding region: 1-927 (308 amino acids)
Molecular function (GO): nucleic acid binding
Source: RefSeq, a predicted model, not a curated record
AUGACUCGGAGGCUGUCAUUACUCUUCACCUGGUUGUGGCUAGUCGAAUUGGGUUGGUUUGGAUUGAGCAGCAACGUGCUGGGACCUAAUACAACCAGAGAUCAACGUCGCGAUAUUAAGCUGAUGUACCGGCUUGGCUAUACACAAAAUGCUAUUGGGCUAGGGUUACAACUAUCGGAAGAUCAGGUCCGGUAUGCUAUUUCGCACGACGAAACGCCAACCAAGCGUUCCGGUCGGCCAAGCAAGUUGAACCAAGACCAGCUUGAAGAGCUAGAGGCGUUCGUUACGGCAAGCAAGGCCAAUCGGCGGAUGCCCUAUAGCAAGAUUCCCGCUGCCCUUGGUUGGAACGUUGGGGAAUACUGUAUUCGUCACGCGUUACGGAAGCUUGGCUACAACCGCUGCGUUGCCAAGCUUCGGCUGGAUUGGGCACUGGAACAUCGCGACUGGACUCUUGCACAAUGGGCUACGAUCCUUUGGUCUGAUGAAACGUGGGUUUCUCCCGGCAUCCAUAAGAGAAUUUGGGUAAUAAGGAAGCCCGGCGAAGAGCUUAAUCCGACCUGUAUUGUUGAGCGGUUGCGGAAGAAAGGCGGUUGGAUGUUUUGGGGUUGUUUUUCAGGCCUUGCAGACAAAGGUCCUUCGUUAUUCUGGGAGAAGGAAUGGGGAUCGAUAAAGCAGAUCUCUUACUGUGAGAGAAUCUGGCCACCCUAUAGCCCUGAUCUCAACCCUAUAGAAAAUGUGUGGAAUUGGAUGAAGGACUGGAUACAGGAAAACUACCCGCAAGAGACUAUGGGUUACGAUAGGUUACGGGUCGCUGUGCAAGAGGCCUGGAACGCUGUGCCAGUAGAAUUUUUAUACAAUCUAUUGGCUAUAAUGCCGGCCCGUUGCGAAGCAGUAAUUGCUGCAAACGGCCUACAUACAAAAUACUAG